AUGGCUUCAACGCCGCCCCUUUCUCAGCCCGCCGCCAUGCGCUCACCCGACAAGGCCAAUGUUGACCUGCGCCAUCCGGUCCCAGAUCUGCAGUCACUACAAGGUGCAUACGUGGGGAACAUCGAGCGCCUCGAAGAGCAUGCAGAGCGCAUGAGCGAGACCGGCUCAGACCUGCAGGAAGAGAUUCGGAAGACAUACUCGGAACUAAAGCUGACUGACAGUCGGCGUUCGUCAUUGCGCUCCCCUCACGGCGAUGAGCUUACGAGGCAGUUCAGCACCCGCAGCCGCGGUCUGUCCAACAGCUCCCAUGCGAAUUCCAUAGUAGAUUUGAACGGGAAUGCGCGAUGGGGUGGCUACUCUCCAGGAGGCUACAUUACCUCACCAGUCGGCUCUCUGCGGUCCGGAAGCUGGUCCAACCCACCAUCUUCGUCAAUUCAGCGUCAGCGCUCGGGUUCCAAAGCAUCGCGCUUAGGACAGGUUGUACAUCCCGAACAGGUUGUAGAAGAGGAAGGAAACGGCCAUGAAACCCACCCAGCAUCCGCCCCACCCGCUUCCCAGGAUCGCGACUCUGCAUCGCCGCCCCAACGUAAGGUUUCGUCUUUUACAAGGAUAUUCGAUGAUGUCGCCAACGGACUUCCAGAAGACUUGCGCAAUAGUGUCAUCAUGGGCACACCGCCCAGGAGGCAGUCUGCAGACCACCAUCCCGGAGAUAACUAUCAACGGCAUGCAGACCACCAUGAUUUCCCAGAUCGGCCCCCAACAGCAGCCUCGACCGACACCACACACCAGGUCCAUUCGUUAUGGCACGAUUUCGAUGGUGUUCACUGCCCGGACACCGUCGAGGAAGAGCCCGAGCUAUCUCAACUUGGCCGGAAUCUCAGUCGACAAUCCUCCAAUAACCUAUCAUUUAACAUGGGAUCUGAUCCAAGCCUCCGUUUGAUGUCUGGCCCAGUAUCUAGCCAUACCCAAGGCCAACCGCCACCAGACGACGGCAUGGUCUACUAUCCUGCCCCUGUACCCAGGAUGCUCAACUUGCCAAAGCGUCUCUCCCAAAUGCCAUCCGGCAAUCAACAAGCUAGACGGCGGACACAAUUACUGGAGUCUAUGCAGAUGGAAAAUCGAAAGUCGAUGCCGUUGCCUGCCGACCCCAUGGAUCAGUCGCCGAAAGCGGCCAGGAAGAGCAGAGCGAGCAUCAUGGGGCUUCCACCCCAAUUACGAGCAAGUGCAUACUUUGACAACCGUGCAGCCCCUGUGCAAGAAUUUGCAGUCAAAGGAGAUUCCGCAGAGCGGAUGCUCGAAAGCAUCCUGGAUGCUUCUGCACAUGCACCCGUCUCGGCAUUUACCGACCAUCCGUUUGCCGGUAACGUAGGUCAUGAAGUAUACGGUACCGAGCAUAAGCGCAUGAGCUCCAAACUGCCCGAAAUGCCGCCGACCCUGCAGGAGACAAGAAGGCGAAGCUCCUUCAACAUAUUGGACACCAAACACAAUGGAAAUGGUGAACGCCUAAAGAAGUUGAAGAAACGAAAUUCCUCGGCUGACAUGAACCUCCUGCUUGUCAAGGCAAGCGAAACCCGGAUGAGUCUGGGCGACCAGUUGGAGGAGCGUGAUGAGGAUGCACGAGGGCCCCACAAUCAACACGAGGACGACGCCACCCGACCCUCGUACGAGGAAGGGCACGAGGGCCAUCCUCAAGAAGGCAGCGAAGAGGAGACAUCGGACGAGGAAGAAGAGGUUGAGGAGGAACUCCAAUAUGGUGCACCUACUACCCUUCUUGCCGAGCUGCAACUGCGCCAGGCGAAACAGAAGACUAGAAACAUGAACUAUGUGACGCUGAUGGAGCAAGGUCUAAUUGACGGUCGUCAAACUCUGCUCCAGAUGAACGACAAAGCCGAGGCGGAAAAGCAACGGCGAAUUCGCAAGAAAGUCAAUCUGGCCUGGGAGGCUCCAGGGGAAGAUGAAGACUCCGACGAUGAUGUGCCCCUGGGUGUUCUUUACAAACAGCCUCCCCGUGGCCCUAAGAUUAUAGGUCUCAUUGAACAGCGCGAGAUGGAGGAUAGAGAGCCGCUGAGCCGCCGCCGCAACAGGCUUCGUGGCCUUGAUCCAAAUCACCGGCACAUGGAGCAAGCUGGAGCAUCUUCAAGUCAAGUCAAUCUUGGUGUCCCCCAGAUGCCAACGCCUGACCCAAUCUCGGAUGAGGAUGAGGGUGAGACGCUAGCUGAUCGCAUGCGCCGACUAAAGGAAAAGCAACAGCUCGAGGCAGCGCUUGGCGACGACAUUCGCAACAGUCACGUUAGCGGUGACUUUGCCGCCGAGAUGAUGAGCAAAUUUGGUGUUACAGAAGACCAAAACCAUGCGAAAGACACACCUCUAGAAUCACCCAAAGACUCACCCAAACCUGGCGAAGAGGAAGAGCAGGAAGAAACACUUGGCCAACGCCGUGCUCGACUCCAAGCCGAAGCCGCCGCUCGCGGUGAGCUGCCCCCACAAGGCAACACCCGCCCCGGUCUCUACGGUUCCACCAGUCUUGCAGACAUCCUCUCCGCCAACCCCAUCGACCCCCACAACCAAGCCCGCAAAGUCUCCAACGAAGCUCUCAUCUCACAUCUACCCCAAGGAAGUCUCCUCCGCCAAAACGUCAUGGACCAAGAACGCAAGAAGCAACAACGUCUCAACGCCACUAAGCGAGCCUCUAGUUACGGCACCAUCGACCCACUCAUCAAAGGUGUGGGAGACAAGGAAAAAGACGACGAUGACAUCCCGCUCGGUCAGAAGAUUCAAGCCUACAAGAACUCCCAGAACCCCAUGAUGAACUCGCAAAUGGGUGGCGGACAGGGUAUGAUGAGCAUGAAUGGUAUGGGACUCAUGUCGCAAACCAGUCUCAACAUGUCGAUGCAGCAGCCCAUGAUGGGUGGCGGCGGCGGUGGCAUGGGCAUGAUGGGUAUGCAAUCACCGAUGGGUAUGCAGUCACCAAUAGGUAUGCAAUCGCCAAUGGGAAUGCAAUCGCCAAUGGGAAUGCAAUCGCCAAUGGGAAUGCACCCACAGAUGGGCAUGCAGUCGCCAAUGGGCAUGCAACACCCAGGCAUGAUGCAACAGCCCGGUAUGAUGGGUAUGCCAAUGGGCAUGCAAAUGCCCAUGGGACCAAUGGCUGGCAUGGGCAUGAACGGUAUGCCCAUGGGAAUGAACAUGGCCAUGAUGCAGGGUGGUAUGAUGGGCCCGCCCAUGGAUCCCAGACAGAGGGAUCAGAUUGAUCAGUGGAUGCAGGGUAUCAGACAUUCGUAG
This is a messenger RNA of Pyrenophora tritici-repentis Pt-1C-BFP, 3279 nucleotides long. NCBI's taxonomy places the organism in Eukaryota, Fungi, Ascomycota, Dothideomycetes, Pleosporales, Pleosporaceae. The record is from RefSeq and is a predicted model, not a curated record.